UCUCUGAUGAUUUCCUGUGUGACAAUCAUUGUUUCAGCUCUUAGAGUUGUCUUCAUCAAGAGUCAGUUAAUAUCCAUGAUGCAAUUACCUGGAAACAACACAGAGACUGAGACACUUAGGACAUUCCUGGAGAAAAAUUACGUACAUCAGCUUCUGGCAACGUCGUUCAUUCCUUUCCUACUGUUCCUGACCUCCACCAUCUUGCUCAUAGCCUCGUUGUGCCAACACUUGAGGCAGAUACGACAUCACGACACUGGCCACAGCAACUUCAGCAUGAAAGCUCAUGCCACUGCCCUGAGGUUUCUUGCCUUCUUCCUCAUCUUCUUCACCUCUUACUUUUUGACCAUAAUCAUCUCCACUACCUAUAACCUAACGCAUGAGAGUUACUGGUUCUGGGCCAGCGAAACUAUCAUCUAUGCUACAGUCUCUAUUCAUUUAACUUCACUAAUGCUGAGUAGCCCUAAGUUGAAAAAGGUUUUAAAGGUAAGCUGCUGUGGCCCAAAGCUGCCUGAGGCUCCAUGUACAACAAGACCCUAA
Molecule: messenger RNA, 537 nt
Organism: Myotis lucifugus (little brown bat)
Lineage: Eukaryota; Metazoa; Chordata; Mammalia; Chiroptera; Vespertilionidae
Product: taste receptor type 2 member 16-like
Exons: 1
Biological process (GO): G protein-coupled receptor signaling pathway; detection of chemical stimulus involved in sensory perception of bitter taste; sensory perception of taste
Cellular component (GO): membrane
Molecular function (GO): bitter taste receptor activity; G protein-coupled receptor activity
Source: RefSeq, a predicted model, not a curated record